Molecule: messenger RNA, 2091 nt
Organism: Clupea harengus (Atlantic herring)
Lineage: Eukaryota; Metazoa; Chordata; Actinopteri; Clupeiformes; Clupeidae
Gene: adrb1
Product: adrenoceptor beta 1
Biological process (GO): norepinephrine-epinephrine-mediated vasodilation involved in regulation of systemic arterial blood pressure; positive regulation of MAPK cascade; positive regulation of heart contraction
Cellular component (GO): plasma membrane
Molecular function (GO): beta1-adrenergic receptor activity
Source: RefSeq, a predicted model, not a curated record
CCAGAUGGAGCAAACGCUGAAUGGACGCGCAGCGCCGAGGCGCUCCAAAGACAAGCCGAAGUUUCGGGCGCAGCCUGAAUGAACUCGACUUCUUGCAUUAAAGAGCGUAGCUCACCAUGGGGGAUGGUGCACCGUCUGUGACCUACAGCAAUGACUCGAACCGUGGGACACUGGACCUUAACUCUCCGGACACGGCUUUGUCAGAACAAUGGAUGAUUGGCAUAGGAAUGAUCAUGGGCAUCAUUGUAUUGAUGAUCGUUGUGGGCAAUAUUUUGGUUAUCGUGGCCAUAGCAAAGAACCAGCGACUUCAGACACUGACCAAUGUGUUUAUUGUGUCCUUAGCUUGCGCAGACCUGAUUAUGGGGAUGCUUGUGGUUCCUUUUAGCGCUGUGCUUGAAGUCAGGGGUGUGUGGCUCUAUGGAUCUUUCUUCUGUGAAUUCUGGAUUUCGGUUGAUGUCCUUUGUGUCACUGCCAGCAUUGAGACUCUGUGUGUGAUCGCGAUGGACAGGUACAUCGCCAUCACCUCGCCGUUUCGAUAUCAGAGCCUGCUCACAAAAGUCAGGGCAAAGGUGGUUGUCUGUGCAGUGUGGGCAAUCUCUGCUCUGGUCUCAUUCCCUCCUAUUUUAAUGCACUGGUCGCGGGACAAUGAGGAGACCGCUUGCUAUGACAAUCCAGAGUGCUGUGAUUUUAUCACGAACAGGGCAUAUGCAAUCGCGUCUUCGAUCAUAUCCUUUUACAUUCCCCUAUUAGUCAUGAUCUUUGUUUAUGCCAGAGUAUAUCGCGAAGCUAAGCUGCAACUGAAAAAAAUUGACAAAUGCGAGGGGAGGUUUUACAACAACCAAAGCCUGUCCAAGUGCAAACCAAAUAGGAAGAGACCCCCCAAGAUCCUUGCGAUGAAAGAGCAUAAGGCGCUGAAAACACUUGGCAUCAUCAUGGGUACAUUCACGCUCUGCUGGCUCCCGUUCUUCAUUGUCAAUGUCGUGCGGGUUUUCUACGCCGAUUUAGUGGAUAAGAACCUUUUCGUGUUCCUGAACUGGCUGGGCUACGUGAACUCCGCUUUUAACCCCAUCAUUUACUGCCGGAGCCCGGACUUCAGGAAAGCUUUCAAAAGACUUCUGUGCUGCCCUAGGCAGGCGGACCGCAGGCUACAUAUCAGCUCCUGCGACCUUUCGCGCUGCUCCGGGGGAUUAAUGAAUAAUGUAGACCCGAACAUGGUCGGUACAUGGUCGGACUGCAAUGGCAGUAGUGACUGCAGUUUGGAAAGGAACGGUAAACUAUCCCAUUCACAUUCCGAAUCACAGUUUUAGAUACUAAAAUAAAAUCACACUUAGUUGUGCAAAUGUACGCGUAAAUUCGCACCAAGCACAACUUAUCCCACACCCACUAAUACUAAACACGCAGUCACAUGCAGACAGCCUUUCUCUUGGACGAAAAACCCAUGCCUUUGGAAGGAUCCUAUAUUAUCUGCUGUUCAUAUAAAGCAGAUUUGCCUACAUAUUGCCUAUGUAAAAAACUACAGUCUUUCAGAGACAACAUGGAUUUUAUUGUGAUGAGCUACGCAGUUAGCCCACGAUUUACAAGACUCCCUGGAGUUGUACGCCUGUAAAUAUACUUAUCGAUGAAUGUACAAUUGUUGUUUUAUCUCAUUCCUUAUGUGCAAAUUGUACGAAAGAGAAUUGUUUAUAUUAAACAAUUAGUUUGUACAGUAUUUAUUCGCUACACGAUACAAUCCGUAAUGAGGCUGACACUGUAAGAGCUGGAAAAUGUGUGAAACGGUUACCACAGUUGAAGGAAUGACCGAGACAUUUUAAUAAGUUUAAAAUGUGGAAUGUCAUUUCAAUUUAUUUAUUGUCUGGUAUACCGUUCAGUUGAGUACUGUCACUUAUGAAAUGUAUUUUCUGAGCAGCUGAAUGCACAAUACAUGCAAUGUAAGAGUUGUAUUUGUUCCUCAAGAGCUUUAUGUUUUGUUUUGUUUUGUUUUUUCAGCCCGUGUCUAUAGCGGGUUGGUAUUCUGUGUACUCAUGCCUUGUGAAUCAUUGUAUCAAGGUCGCCGUCUGGACGAGUGUGCAAUAAAGUGUCAUUGUGAACCCA